CCAGCCACGGUGUCGAGAGGUAGUGUAACCUUUGUAGUGGUGCUGGUGGACAUUGGCAACACUGCUCGAACGUGAGACAACCAACCAGACGUUACGUAACUUCCUGCCAACAGAAAACUAAAACGAUUAAAGACAGAAACACAGUGAAAUUUCUCUCUUAAGUUCGUAAGUGACUGAAUACGCAUUAACUGAGACAAGGGUGUAAGCCGCCUCCAUUAAGUGGCUACUAUUAGACGCCAUUAAUUACUGACGCCAUUAACCCGUCAGAAAGAUGAGUUCACGUGUUCUGACCUUCGUACUGACUUUGGCUUCCAUCUCGGUACAACAGAUUUCCACCUUCAGGCGGCUGGGAGGUCUUGGCGUUAACCCUGAAUUACGUAAAGUGGACACUCUCCUCAACCCUGCCAACUACGACCGUCGGCAGACACCCACCGCCAAUACAGAUGGCGCCAGUAGAGUCACCAUUGAACUCUACAUACGAAGCUUUGGGUCGAUCAAUCCAAUUCAGAUGGACUACUCCGUGGACUUGUACCUCCGUCAGCGGUGGGUAGAGCAUCGCCUGAACGGCUCCCUCGUGCGGCCCCUCGACUCUAAUGACCCCACGCUGGUCAAGAUGUUGUGGAAGCCAGAGGUGUACUUCCCUAAUGCUAAAGAUGGUGACUUUCAGUACGUCACCGUCCCCAAUGUCCUCGUCAGGAUAUAUCCCGACGGAUCUAUCCUUUACAUCCUCAGAAUGAAGCUCAGGUUCUCUUGUAUGAUGGAUAUGUCCACCUUCCCUCUUGACCACCAGACCUGUUUCAUCCAGGUCGCCAGCUUCGCCAAGACAACACGGGAGCUGGAACUGGUGUGGUACAACCAAGAUCCCAUCAAGAUGUACAAAGAUCUCCAGCUGCCACAGUUCCAGGUGAAGGACAUCACCGUUGACACCUGUACGUUAUCCUUCCAUAUAGGUAACUACAGCUGCCUACAGGCGGUGUUUGAGCUACAGCGUAACGUCGGCUACCACCUGGUGCAGUCGUACCUCCCUACCUCCCUCAUCGUGGUGGUGUCGUGGGUUAGUUUCUGGCUCGAUGUGGAUGCCAUCCCCUCCCGGGUCACUCUGGGGGUCACCACACUCCUCACCGUGUGUUCAGAAUCUUCAGCCUUCAGGGACAAGACUCCUGCAGUGUCCUACGUGAAGGCGCUGGACAUCUGGAUGGGGUCGUGUACCGCCUUCGUGUUCCUGGCACUAGUGGAGUUUACGCUGGUCAACUACCUGGGCAGACACAAGCGAAGGUUCCUCUUUUGGUCCACCUACUCCCACCCACAACAGGCACAGCGACUGACGUCUUUUGGUAGUAGUACAAAGGGCGUGGUGACGGUGGAAGCAGAUGGAUCCAGCGUGGAGGGCGUGACGCGGCCGUGUAUGCCCGUGGCUUGGCGUAGAGAGGCAGACCUGGCCAAGAAAAUAGACCAGACCAGCCGUGCAGUCUUCCCUUUACUCUUUGUGGCCUUCAAUCUGGCCUACUGGGUCUACUACCAGGUCCUGGUCUGAACUGGCCUACUGGUUGGUGUGAUAAAGCCCUGGCUUAACCCGACCUACCAAACCUUCCAUCAGAUCUGGUCAGGGUGGUAUACUAAAGAUUAUACUGUCAAGUCCUGGUCUGAGUUGGUCUCCCGGUCCUUCCAUCAUCAGGUAAUGGUCUAAACCGGUCUAACAUAUGGCUCUUCCAUAAAUUCCUGGUCUGAGUUGGUCUCCCAGUACCUACGUCAGACCCUGGUCGAGGCUGGUGGACUGAUUAUCACUUCCAACUCCGAUCUGAUCUGCCACUACGCAUAACUUGUUAAUCGGUCAAGUUGGUCCGUUAACAAGAUUAUUCCUUUUCCUUAUUACAGAUCAACCACCCCCCUCA
Molecule: messenger RNA, 1892 nt
Organism: Homarus americanus (American lobster)
Lineage: Eukaryota; Metazoa; Arthropoda; Malacostraca; Decapoda; Nephropidae
Product: glycine receptor subunit alpha-3-like
Exons: 10
Coding region: 272-1534 (420 amino acids)
Biological process (GO): nervous system process; chloride transmembrane transport; chemical synaptic transmission
Cellular component (GO): membrane; synapse; neuron projection
Molecular function (GO): extracellular ligand-gated monoatomic ion channel activity; neurotransmitter receptor activity; chloride channel activity
Source: RefSeq, a predicted model, not a curated record